Molecule: messenger RNA, 2632 nt
Organism: Pistacia vera
Lineage: Eukaryota; Viridiplantae; Streptophyta; Magnoliopsida; Sapindales; Anacardiaceae
Product: DEAD-box ATP-dependent RNA helicase 28
Exons: 20
Coding region: 168-2363 (731 amino acids)
Molecular function (GO): RNA helicase activity; ATP binding; nucleic acid binding
Source: RefSeq, a predicted model, not a curated record
CGUAGACUGUGUUUCUUUUUUUUUGGUAUAAUUUUAUUUUAUUUUUGAUUUUUUAAUUUUAGUUAGUAGAUAGUGCUUCAUCUGAAGUUUUUCCUCAGGUUCAAUACUUCUGACUCUCCAGGCUCUAUUAUCCUUAAAUAGAAGAGAAAGCUUGCAGUGAUUGAAUCAUGGGUUCAAGUUUUAUGUUUGAACCGCCGAGUGAUGAAGAAAUUGAAGAGUCGGAGUCUGAAGUGGAACAACAAGAAGAUGGAGAAGGAGACGAGGAAGAGGAGAAACUGCCGAGUCGGCAGAAGCAAUCUCCUUGGGACUUUGCUUUGUACUCUGAGUCUGCAGCUGAAGAGCAUGCACGUCGAAGCACGACUUCCAUUGAUUUCAAAAUCUCCAAAUCUCUUCAACAGCGUUCCGUCCCCGUUCCCAACACUGUUGAUGAGGAUAAGUCUGAUUCUGAACCUGACAAACAAGAGGAUUAUAGACUGGAAGAUGAAGAUGAUGAGACCACUAAUGCUGCUGAUAGGAAAUCUUUUUUUGCACCGUCUGAAGGAACGUCAUUUCAUGCCAAUUCGUUCAUGGAGCUCAAUUUAUCUCGUCCUUUGCUUCGCGCUUGUGAGGCAUUGGGCUACUCAAAACCCACACCAAUUCAGGCGGCAUGUAUACCUAUAGCAUUGACUGGGCGUGAUAUUUGUGGGAGUGCAGUUACUGGUUCUGGGAAGACAGCUGCCUUCGCCUUACCUACAUUAGAGAGGUUGUUGUUUCGUCCAAAACGUAUUCCAGCUAUACGGGUCCUAAUUCUUACUCCAACGAGAGAGUUGGCAGCACAGGUUCACAGUAUGAUAGAGAAACUUGCUCAAUUUACUGAUAUCAGAUGCUGCUUGGUUGUUGGUGGGCUUUCAACAAAGGUGCAAGAGACAGCAUUGAGAUCAAUGCCAGAUAUUGUUGUGGCUACUCCUGGACGUAUGAUAGAUCACUUACGGAAUUCAAUGUCUGUGGAUUUGGAUGAUCUUGCAGUUUUAAUCCUCGAUGAGGCAGAUCGUCUUCUGGAGCUAGGAUUUAAUGCUGAAAUUCAUGAGCUGGUUCGCCUAUGCCCUAAAAGGAGACAGACUAUGCUGUUUUCGGCUACAAUGACUGAAGAAGUUGAUGAGCUUAUAAAGCUCUCUCUGACUAGACCCUUGCGCCUGUCAGCAGACCCAUCUGCAAAACGGCCAGCUACUUUGACUGAAGAGGUGGUUAGGAUACGCAGAAUGCGUGAAGUAAAUCAGGAAGCUGUUCUUCUUUCAUUGUGCUCAAAGACUUUCACAUCUAAAGUGAUCAUCUUCAGUGGAACUAAGCAGGCUGCACAUAGGUUAAAGAUUUUAUUUGGAUUGGCUGGCUUCAAAGCUGCUGAGCUUCAUGGAAAUCUUACCCAGGCACAGCGUCUUGAUGCUUUGGAACUUUUUAGGAAGCAGCAAGUUGAUUUUUUGAUUGCAACUGAUGUGGCAGCUCGUGGGCUCGACAUAAUUGGUGUGCAAACAGUUAUUAACUACGCAUGUCCCCGAGACCUUACCAGCUAUGUUCAUCGAGUGGGUCGUACAGCAAGAGCUGGCAGAGAAGGAUAUGCUGUUACAUUUCUGGCAGACAAUGAUCGAUCCCUUUUAAAAGCCAUUGCUAAGAGAGUUGGUUCAAAGUUAAAGAGCCGCAUUGUUGCAGAGCAAUCAAUUACCAAGUGGUCUCAAAUAAUUGAGCAGAUGGAAGAUCAAGUGUCUGCCAUCCUUCAAGAAGAAAGGGAAGAGAUGGCCCUGAGAAAAGCUGAAAUGGAAGCAACAAAGGCAGAAAAUAUGAUUGCUCACAAAGAAGAAAUCUUUUCACGCCCUAAAAGAACUUGGUUUGUGACAGAAAAGGAAAAAAAACUUACAGCAAAGGAAGCUAAGGCAUCUAUUGAAAAUGGAAAAGGUUCUAGAAAGGAGGUAAUUAGUGCCCAACAGGCUGAAGACAUUAAAAUGAAAGAAAAGAGGAAACGAGAGCGUGAGAAAAAUUUGCCUCGAAAGAAGCGUCGUAAACUGGAAGCAGCUAGAGAAAUGUUGGAGGAUGAUUAUCAAGAUAAAAAAGGUAAUGGAAAAGAUAAGAAGGAUGAGGCUGGAAUCUCUUUAGUUGAUCUGGCUUACAGACGAGCAAAAGCUGUGAAAGCUAAGAAGAAGGCAGUAGAUGCUGGCAAGAUUUCAAAGGUUGCCACUAAGAAAACAAAACGGAAUUCCCAAAAAAGUCAACCUAGAGCAGAAGAGAUGCGGGAUCUGUUCCAGAGCGACAUGAGCGAGAAGAAACAGAAGAGAAGUACAGGAAAAAAGUCCAAGAAAUCUUUUAAGAGCAAGUCACGUUACAAGCGAAGGUAGUACUCAAUUCAAGAUUUCCCACAUGGUGUACAUUAUGAAGGCGAGAUUGAUGGGUUUUGUAAACCUAUGAGGACCGUCUUAAGGAACAGGAAGAAGAGUUUGAAUCUUUCUUGUAAUUCCUUAAUGAUUUUGGGUUUGGCGAGCGAGUAAUCGUGAGAAAAUUUUGUUUUUCUUUUGGUUUUGAGAUGCAAUACUUGACCCAUUAUCUAUUUAUUUUAUCAUAUAAUUUAAAUUAUUUAAUUGCUUUGAUAAUAAAGGAAAUUUAGAUA